CUUUUCUGUCUCUUCUGUGAGACGGUGCGUAUUGCUUGGUUGCUGUCGCGGGCGGCUGUUCUUGAAAAGCAGCAGCAGCAGCAGCAGCAGCAGCAGCAUGUCCGAUAACGAAGACAACUUUGAUGGAGAUGAUUUUGAUGAUGUGGAGGAAGAUGAAGGGCUAGAUGAUCUGGAAAAUGCAGAGGAGGAGGGUCAGGAAAAUGUAGAAAUCCUGCCAUCUGGAGAGCGGCAGCAGGCAAACCAGAAGCGGAUCACCACACCCUAUAUGACCAAAUAUGAGCGGGCCAGAGUUCUUGGCACCCGUGCCCUCCAGAUAGCCAUGUGUGCUCCAGUGAUGGUAGAACUUGAAGGAGAAAUGGAUCCUUUGCUGAUUGCAAUGAAAGAGCUGAAAGCUCGGAAGAUUCCCAUAAUAAUCCGCAGGUACCUGCCAGAUGGAAGUUAUGAAGACUGGGGAGUGGAUGAAUUAAUCAUCACGGAUUGACCAGCUUCCUUGCCAUAUUGCAGCUCCCCUUUCCCACAAUUGUUUUAUUUUUGUGUAAAUAAAUACUAAAAUCCU
Messenger RNA from Gekko japonicus, 556 nucleotides. It is a transcript of the gene POLR2F, whose product is annotated as polymerase (RNA) II (DNA directed) polypeptide F. Gene Ontology annotation, molecular function: DNA binding; DNA-directed RNA polymerase activity. The transcript has 5 exons. Gene Ontology annotation, cellular component: nucleus; RNA polymerase III complex; RNA polymerase I complex. Gene Ontology annotation, biological process: DNA-templated transcription. Lineage: Eukaryota; Metazoa; Chordata; Lepidosauria; Squamata; Gekkonidae. The record is from RefSeq and is a predicted model, not a curated record. The coding region runs from base 98 to 481 and encodes 127 amino acids.